CAGUAUAUUUUGCCUAUCUAACGCAGCCUUGCAGUUCAGUCAGUACUUUGCACUCGGGAUUGAAUCAUUUGCAAAAAUGCGGCUUAAAAUAAUUACCAUAAUUUUCGUUUUGAAUUUAUUCAGUUCGAUAGCAAAAAGUGUUCAAAAUACGCAGUUCAAUGAGACUAAAGCAAUUAUAGAACUAAGGGAAAAGUUUGAGAUAUUAAGAAACAAGAUUGAUGAUCUCACUAAAAAACUUCAUCAAUCCGAUGAUGGAAGAUUAUAUGCACGCUGUGCUGAAGCAACUACUAAUCAAAAUACGGAGAUCAAUAUAAUUAAUGGAUUUGUUGAACUAAAGGCAAAAUUUAAGAUUGGAGAUUUCAAAAUAGCGAUAGAUGAGCACGAAAAAGAGAGAAAGGGGCUUAAUGAUAAAAGAUUAUAUCCGCGCAGCUGUGCUGAGGCAACUGCUGUCUUUAAACACAGCGGAAUCUUUGAGUUAAUGGUCCCAGACAAACUUCCCUUUAAAGUAGCCUGCGAUGCGGAGACUAGAGACGGCAAUUGGACGAUCAUUUUACGGCGCAUGGAUGGAACUGUGAAUUUCAAACGCACAUGGAAGGAAUACAAGAAGGGUUUUGGAGAUGUGAGCGGAGAGUUCUUUCUGGGUCUAGACAACAUCCACGACAUGACUACAGAUCAGAAGCAGGAGCUAAUGGUAAUCCUCGAAGACUUCAAGGGAGAAGUCCGUUAUGAGUUAUAUUCAGAGUUUGCAAUAGGCAGCGAAUUGGAUGCAUAUAACUUGCAUACGCUGGGAGAAGCAACUGGAAAUGCUGGAGAUUCUCUUACACAUCAUCGCAAUCACAAAUUUAGUACUUUUGAUCGGGAUAAUGAUGAUGGCCCAAAAAAUUGUGCCGAAUUAUAUACUGGGGCUUGGUGGCACGUUGCUUGUCAUCAUUGUCAAUUGACGGGUACAUAUAAUAAUACGUUAAGUGGCAUGGGCAUAAAUUGGCUUCAUUUCCAUGGUCAUCUCUAUUCGUUAAAGAGUGCUCUUAUGAUGAUAAGACCCACUAAGUAAUUCCUUGAAUCUCGGAAGUUAGUAAACACUUUUUGUUUUAAGUACUACAAAAUAUACUGACAACUAAACAUAUAUUUUAUAUUAAAUAUAUCUUUUAAACGUAUUUUCCAACAAGUUUGUAUUUAAAUUAAA
This is a messenger RNA of Drosophila nasuta, 1183 nucleotides long. Its product is annotated as microfibril-associated glycoprotein 4-like. Lineage: Eukaryota; Metazoa; Arthropoda; Insecta; Diptera; Drosophilidae. The coding region runs from base 77 to 1051 and encodes 324 amino acids. The transcript has 3 exons. The record is from RefSeq and is a predicted model, not a curated record.